CAUAUUACUCUGUUUUGUUAAGUUAAACCAGAUGUGUGGGUUUACUUCUUACCAUUCCUGGAGAAGAGAUUUGAGAACUGUCAACACCUACACUGAUGAUAACUCUACUGUACACACCCCAAUGGAUGAUCUCGCUCGUUUCCAGGGAAUGACGAGGCUAGUUCCCUAGGCGAGGGACUGUCCUAUGGAUCACAAGAUAUGUCACAAUGCCUUUAUUCUUGGAUGACUUAUUGGUGACUGUCUUCCUUUGUGGACAUAAAAGAAGACUCACACUCUUGCGUUGCAGUGCUACAUCCAGUGUCCUGUCCAAACUGUUCAGCUGUCCAAAUCAACAUGUGCGACACCCUGCCCAAUAACCGUCGGAUUGGCCUGUUUUUGCUAUCAACGUUCCUGCUGACCUGUUCAUUUGAGGGGUUAGCUGCAAAGCAAUUGGUGAAGAGGAGCCCAAUGUCACACUGGGGUGACAAAGGAAGGCCAUCAUUAUGUUGCAAAAAAACAAGUCCAAUAAUCAUCAGAACGGAGAUCACCAGUUGUGUUAUUAAAGGCAAAUCAGAUAGUUGUGUCCCCGCCGUCAUAUUUAGCACAAAAAACGGCCAAAUGUUCUGUAGUUCUCCUAAUGCAAAAUGGGUGAGGCAAAUAAUAAAAGAGUUGGCACAGAAAGGCAGGCCAUGUUCACAAGGUUGAAAAGAAGACCUUGAAGUGGAAAGGCCAAGAUCCCGCUGGCUAUGUUUUUGACAACAUGACUGUCCUGUGACUGUUCGAUACUUUAUAUGUUUUGUGAAUGAUUUGGUUCAAGUUGCUGAUUGUACUUUACCUAAUAAUGCACCAAUGUACUGUACAGUAUAUGUUAUGAAUAUGGGUGACACAUUCUGACAGUAAAUGGAACUCUCACAUUCAUAACAAUCCGAUUUAGUUUUCCUUAUGUUAGAGACACAUCUGAGUUCUUGAAUUGACAUGUUCAAUGUGAUGAAGCCUACAGCAGGUGGCAACCUAGAGUCUUUGAAGUUAGCAUGAAUAAAGUUAAGCGUAACCAUGACAGCCUUAGGUUUAACCACUAAUUACACAGUGACUGAGUUGACAGUAACCCACUUCCUAACUUUCAGUAUUACAAAUUCACACUAUUGGCAGCAGUUUAUUAUAUGAAUCUGUAAUUUCAUUUUCAUUUUCAAUUACUUCUUUGCAUAGACCAGUGGUUCUGAAACUUUUCAAAAUGACUACCACCAGAAAACAAUUGGCUCUCCAUAAAGCCUACCACCAUUAUGAAUGUUAUUAUAAUACAGUUUAGUUGGCCAUGUCUAGUGCAUACGGUUUUGAGUUUUUUUUUAUUUAAAUAAAGACAUAACGUUUAGAUUUAACGUCAGUGAUUGUUAGGUUGUUUUAUUUUAUUUCUACUUGGUGUAGCCUAGUGUUCAUUCAAAAAUGCUAUUCUUGUAUAAAACUAGCCAACCAGCCAAAUACAUGCCCAUUGG
This is a messenger RNA of Sardina pilchardus (European sardine), 1469 nucleotides long. Its product is annotated as C-C motif chemokine 24-like. The transcript is spliced from 5 exons. The record is from RefSeq and is a predicted model, not a curated record. NCBI's taxonomy places the organism in Eukaryota, Metazoa, Chordata, Actinopteri, Clupeiformes, Clupeidae. Bases 334 to 684 code for a protein of 116 amino acids. Gene Ontology annotation, cellular component: extracellular region. Gene Ontology annotation, biological process: immune response. Gene Ontology annotation, molecular function: chemokine activity.